Messenger RNA from Phalacrocorax carbo (great cormorant), 5769 nucleotides. The record is from RefSeq and is a predicted model, not a curated record. Lineage: Eukaryota; Metazoa; Chordata; Aves; Suliformes; Phalacrocoracidae.
UCCCGCCGCCUGUCAGUCGGAGCGGAGCGCGGCGCGGCGGCGGCGGCACGGCACCGGCGGCGAGCGGGCGAGAGAGGGAGAGAGAGAGCGAGCGAGGAGCCAGGCUCUCCCCUCCCUCCCUCCCUCCCUCCCUCUCUCUCUCCUUCCCUCCCUUCCUUCCUCCUCUCUCCCUCCCUCCCUCGCUCCUUCCCCUGCUCCCUCCCUCCGUUCUUUCUGCUCCUCUAUCCCCUCAUUCUCGCUCUCCGUCUCACCCACCCCGAUCUCCGUUCCUCUUCCCCUCUUCCUCCGUCACACACGCUUUCCCUCUCCCUGUUUUUCUGUCAUUUGACUUGGCAUCUCGAGGUGGCCACCGACUCCUCAAUGAAUCCCGUCUGUUGAUCUGUCACCCUCCCACCACCCCCGUCCCCUCCCGGCUCCACUCCUGUACCUGGAGCAAGGCAGGGGCGGCCGCCGAGCAGCAUGUCCCGAAGGAAACAGAGCAAACCCAGGCAGAUCAAACGGCCCCUUGAGGAUGCCAUUGAGGAUGAAGAAGAAGAGUGCCUGUCUGAUGAAAAUGAUACUAUCUCAAAAGAAGACUUUCCAUUGGAGGAAAGCUUUUCUGCAGAGUUUGAGCCUGAAAAUCUGAGCUGUGAAGAAGUGGAAUACUUUUGUAAUAAAGGCAAUGAAGAAGGCAUCCAGGAGGCAGCAGAAUCUGAUGGUGAUGCAAGGUCAGAGAAACCAGGGCAGCUUGCUGUGGACCCUGAAGAUUGGGAUGGGCCAGGAGAGUUGGAGGUGGUCCAGAAAGACGGAGAGCGCAAGAUUCAGAGCCGGCAGCAGCUUCCGGUUGGAACAACAUGGGGGCCUUUUGCUGGGAAGAUGGAUCUGAAUAAUAACACCUUGAAGACAAAGGCUUCAGUCCCUAUGGUACUGACUGCUGGCCCCAAGUGGUUGCUGGAUGUGACUUGGCAAGGAGUAGAAGACAACAAAAACAACUGCAUUGUGUACAGCAAAGGAGGGCAGCUUUGGUGUACCACAACCAAGGCCAUCUCAGAGGGUGAAGAGCUGAUUGCCUUUGUUGUAGAUUUUGACUCAAGGCUGCAAGCUGCUAGUCAGAUGACUCUCACAGAAGGGAUGUAUCCUGCACGCCUGCUGGACUCAAUACAAUUGCUCCCUCAACAAGCUGCAAUGGCAUCUAUUUUGCCUACAGCUAUUGUGAACAAGGACAUAUUCCCUUGCAAAUCCUGUGGCAUUUGGUAUCGAAGCGAGCGGAACCUGCAGGCCCAUCUCAUGUAUUACUGCAGUGGGAGACAAAGAGAGGGGCCCCAGAUGUCAGAGGAGAAUGAAGAUAGUGCUCAGCAGAUAUCCAGUGUCUGUCCCUUUCCACAGUGCACCAAAAGCUUUUCUAAUGCAAGAGCUCUGGAAAUGCACCUAAACUCUCACAGUGGAGUGAAAAUGGAAGAAUUUCUCCCGCCUGGUGCUAGUCUGAAAUGCACAGUUUGUACUUACACUGCAGACUCAGUGAUUAACUUUCAUCAGCACCUGUUCUCGCAUCUUACUCAAGCUGCCUUUAGAUGCAAUCAUUGCCAUUUUGGCUUCCAAACUCAGAGGGAGCUACUGCAGCACCAAGAGUUACAUGUCUCUGGCAACAAGAUUCAGAGAGAAAGUGACAUUGAACACUCUCCAAGUAGAAACGAAGAAGGUUUACAGCCAGCAACAGACCUGUUGAGCAGAAAUGAUGUUCCCCAGAGCCAAAAGGCCAUGCAGACUAAAGAUGCAAGUUCUGAUACAGAGCUUGAUAAAUGUGAAAAAAAGGCUCCACUUUUCCUUCCAAACCAGAGGCCUGAAACACAGCCUGCAACCAAUAAGCAGAGUUUUUCAUACACUAAAAUAAAAUCUGAACCAUCCAGUCCAAGACUUGCUUCAUCGCCAGUUCAGCCUAAUAUUGGUCCUUCCUUCCCAAUGGGACCUUUUCUUUCCCAGUUUGCUUUUCCCCAGGACAUCACUGUGGUUCCUCAGGCUUCAGAGAUACUAGCCAAAAUGUCUGAACUGGUCCAUCGAAGACUGAGGCAUGGAAGUAGCAAUUAUCCUCCUGUAAUUUAUAGUCCUUUGAUGCCCAAAGGGGCUACAUGUUUUGAGUGUAACAUAACAUUCAAUAAUUUGGACAACUACUUGGUACACAAAAAGCAUUACUGCAGCAGCCGAUGGCAGCAGAUGGCAAAGUCACCAGAUUUUUCCAGUGUUCCAGAAAAAAUGCCAGAAGCUGUAAGUCCCAGUAACGGUCAAAGCUCUAUAAACAUCCUGAAUGCAGCUCCUCACACAUCAGAUCCAGAGAAUCAGCUUCUGCAGACAUCUUGCAUAAACUCUUCCAAUGUUUUAGAUUUGAUUGGGCCAAACAAUAAAAGUCAUGAGAAAGACUUUACAGUACAAUCUAAGAAGUUGUCAACUGCAAGCAACGGCGAUGAGAAGAUAAAUGGAAAACCUGAUGUGAAGAAUCCCAGUGCUCCUUUAGUAGAAGGAGAGAGUGAUCCUAACAAGACCACGUGUGAAGCUUGUAAUAUUACUUUCAGCAGACAUGAAACGUACAUGGUCCACAAGCAGUAUUACUGUGCCACUCGCCACGAUCCCCCACUGAAGAGGUCCGCUUCCAACAAAGUGCCUGCCAUGCAGAGAACAAUGCGUACCCGGAAGCGAAGGAAGAUGUAUGAGAUGUGUCUCCCAGAGCAAGAGCAAAGGCCACCACUAGUUCAACAGCGAUUUCUAGAAGUGGCUAAUCUUGGCAACCCUUGUACAUCUACUCAAGAGUCAACGGAAGGGCUUGGAGAAUGUUACCAUCCACGAUGUGAUAUCUUUCCAGGAAUAGUCUCGAAGCAUCUGGAAACAUCACUGUCUAUUAACAAGUGCGUUCCAGUUUCAAAGUGUGAUACUCCCCACUCCACUGUGUCUUGCUUGGAGAUGGAUGUGCCAAUAGAUCUCAGUAAAAAAUGCUUACCCCCGUCAGAGCGGACGUCCACUUCUCCCAAAAGGCUGCUGGACUACCAUGAGUGCACAGUAUGCAAGAUCAGUUUUAACAAGGUAGAGAACUACCUGGCUCACAAGCAGAAUUUUUGCCCUGUCACUGCCCAUCAGCGUAAUGACCUGGGACAGCUCGACAGUAAGGUGUUUCAAAACCCAGAAAGUGAAAGAAACAGCCCAGAUGUCAGUUACGAAAGAAGCAUAAUCAAAUGUGAGAAAAAUGGCAACUCGAAACAGUCCUCUCCUAAUGGAAACUUAUUUUCCACACACUUAGCAACACUUCAAGGACUAAAAGUCUUUAGUGAAGCGGCCCAGCUUAUUGCUACAAAAGAAGAAAACAAACAUUUGUUUCUUCCACAAUGCCUUUACCCUGGAGCAAUAAAGAAAGCUAAAGGAGCAGAUCAGCUUUCUCCAUAUUAUGGAAUAAAGCCAAGUGAUUACAUUUCUGGUUCUCUCGUCAUUCACAAUACUGAUUUAGAUCAAAGCACAAAUACGGAAAGUGAAUCUCCGAAAGGCCAGGCGCCUUCGAAUGGCUGUGCUGUGCAGAAGAAAGAGUCUCUUCCGCUACUGCCGAAAAACCGAGGCAUGGUAAUAGUUAAUGGGGGACUAAAACAGGAGGAAAGACCUGCCGCAAACUCACAGCAAGAGAACAUUUCCCAGAAUCCUCCGCAUGAAGAUGGGCACAAGUCUCCUUCUUGGAUCUCUGAGAAUCCCUUAACUGCAAAUGAAAACGUCUCUCCAGCAAUCCCUACAGCAGAGGAACAGUUGUCUAGUAUAGCUAAAGGUGUGAAUGGUUCUACCCAGGCCCCAACCAGUGGAAAGUAUUGCCGACUGUGUGACAUCCAGUUCAACAAUCUUUCAAACUUUAUAACUCAUAAGAAGUUUUAUUGCUCGUCACAUGCAGCAGAACAUGUCAAAUGAAACAACUGGGCCGUCACCUUUGGUACCUGUGUUUAGCAUAUUGUUCCAUACAGUCUAAAGAAAGCUGUUUGAAUUACAUCUGGACAAUCAGGAGAAUUCACUAUUGCUAAGCUGAAGACUUAAAGGUGUAAUUUCAUUACAGUCCAUUAGUAAAGUGUAUUAUUGGUGCCAUUUUCAAAAAUAUUAAUUUAUUUUACCAGCAGUAUUCAUAGCUGUAGUUAUGUUAUUUUUUAUUUAAAAACUUUAUAUUAAAGUCAUUUGUAAUGUUAUUGUAUAGUUAUUGUGUAGCACAUAUGGUUUGCACUGUAUAGUAGAUUUUAAAGAAAAUAGUCACAAACAAUACAGAAAAGCAUUUUAGAAAUAGCUUCAAAAGCACUUGUGUAUCCUGAUUUUUUUUCUUAUAUGCUGUUGCAGAUAUAUGUAUAUGCUAAAAUAUAACUUGCAAAGAAGUUUCAACUAUGCUGUAAAGUUCGCCUUAAAAUUUCAAUUUUUUGAACAAUUGGGCUCAGUUUGCACUUUAUAUUUUAGCAGAUACAGUACCUUAGUCAUUAGGCUUUGCAUUUGUAUGUAGCAGUAUGUUUCUGUCCACUUUCUUAAUCUGAAACGUACGUUAAAUGAAGAUGGCAAUUUUUUUCUUGUAUAGUACUUGUAUUUUCUUUCGCUGAUGCAUCUCUGUCUCAAUUUUUAAACCUUUGCUGUUAAAUGCAAUACUUUAUAAAGAAUGAACAAAAUUACUGGAAGCAGUAUUGUAAGUAAUGAGGUCAUAUCAAUCAGUUUUAUCUUUUGAAAGGCACAGUCUAAAACAAAACCCUAAACUCGAUGCUGCAAUUAUGAAUCUAAUUCAUAUAUAAGAUAUAUUUAAAUAUAAAAGUAGCAAUACUGCAACUGGUGAUCACAAAGAUAAUGUUCUACUUCUGAUAGAAAUAAUUUCUCAACAAAUGUUGUUACUAUGCAUGUAUAUGGAUGGAAUAAAAUUCCAGAUCAUUGGAGAUGUUUGGCAGUAAUUUCUUUAAAUUUGUUUUAUUUUGUUUUUCAAGAAGUAUUUAGAGCUCACAAACCAUAAAGAAGGUCUUAGGAACAGAUUAACAUUGCCUCCACUUCAAGGGAAGCAAAGUGUUCAAAAAGAAAAUGAGUACAAAGGGUGCCUCCUCUUCGAGGGAGUCCUUGCUGACAGGUCACUAAUACAACUAAGGCUAAGACAACCUAGUGAACCGAAAUGUAAAAUGUGAAGGUCAGAAACCAGGAAGGCUCUUCCCUUUGUGGGAGCUAAGGAAGACAUCCUUCCCUGACAGUAACUCCAUAUGUCAAAAUCAGUGGAACAAUCUGCUUCAUAACACUUCUGGUAUGUUUCUUUAUGUCUUCAGUGGUCUUACAUGAAAAACAAUAACAUUCGUUUACCUAGAACAGCAGUUUGCUGCACUAAUUCCAUAUAGAAGUACUAUUCAAUGAUUUGUUAUAUUAAAGUCUGAACUAAUGCACAAUUAAUAUCCUUCACUUGGAACCAUUCAGUCUCCUGUACACUGUUUUCAUAAAACAGAUUGAUAUUAUAAAAGUGACCCAUUGAUGCAUUUUUCGUCCUACAGAUUUGAAAGCAAAACCAUGACCUGAAUAGUCACGUAACAGUUGUAUUUAGUUUCUAUAUCAGCCAGGGAAACAAUGCAGAAUCAAAUACAUAAGAGGAUGAUAUUUCAACUAAGCAGCCAGUUGGAGUCCAGUGUAAGAGUAUGCAAUACCGUGGACUUUCAGCAAGCCCAUCCCUGUGUAUUUUGAAACUGAAUUCAUCCUUUUUUAUUUGUAUAUGUAUGUGAACAGUUACCUGUGAUCCAGUACCAAAAAUAAUAAACACUUCUAAAACUA